Molecule: messenger RNA, 3958 nt
Organism: Chilo suppressalis (striped riceborer)
Lineage: Eukaryota; Metazoa; Arthropoda; Insecta; Lepidoptera; Crambidae
Source: the annotation of a GenBank genome assembly
GAAUAUUUAUUGCGUUUUUUUACAUUUAAUAAAAAUGGAAGUUACGUUUAUCAAAGCAGACUCCAGGAAUUUACCAAGAGUUAGCGUUGACAUGGUUAUAACUUUUUUUGUCCAAAGUGCAGAGUUUUUAAGUGUAGAAAUGAAAGGGACUAAAUUACUACGGUAUGUAAAAAUCGUAGUUGUUAAACUUCGUCUUUUAUUCAGCGGCUUCUACAAAUCUUACGGUGAUAAUGCAAUCGGCUAUGUCCAAAUUAAAAGAGAUGGAAAAUUAUGUACAGUAAAGAGUCGAGUUCUCCGGAGCAUAAAGUACGUAAAGAAGGUUAUCGUGUUACAGUUAUUUUAAAUGAAACGCAAAGCUUGGUUCAGUCCUGCCAAUGUGAAGAUUGUGCCACACAUUUUAAACUUUAUCUAAUUUUCGACGUCAUUCUCCAACUGUAAAAUUAAAAAUAUGUUACAGACAGGUUUUGUAAGUAUUAGGUAGGUUACUAAUGCGUUUUUACGUACAAGCAGAUUAAUUAAGCAUAUAACAAGUAUAUUCGCCGACUUACGUCAAAGUGAUCUUCACAGCAUCGAAUAAUGGUCUUUGAAGAAUAAUUGUCAUUUCUCUUCGCAGCUUGAAACCACUUUUUUUCAGUUUUGGGUCAGAAGUUCCAGUCAAAAACAAUUUAUUUGGGAACUUUGUUGAAGUAGAUUGGCACAAAAAAUGAGUCAACACGGCUUUUUUUCGGAAUAUUAGUGGUAUUGUUAUGAUCACAUGAUGUUGAUGGAUAGUCCAUUUUAAAUUUUUCAAAAAAAUAUUUCGAAAGUCGAAAAAAUAUGCAAAAGUAUGAAAAUUUAAAGCCAGCAACGAACAAUUACGACCAGUGACAGACAGAAGUGACGUCAUCGCAACCAGAGGUUCGUUUUCGCGCGAAAAUUUAAAUUGUCAAUUUAAAACCGCAUUUUUUCCGAUAAAUCACAAUGUUUUAAUUUUUUAAUAUAUCUGUGGUUUAUUCUACAUGGAAUUCUUUAAAAUGAAAACAAAAAUAAAAAUAUUGCAUCUUCCCUAUUAUAGAAGAGGUUACGUCCGUCUUUUUUUCAGGUCCGUGGUUUCAAAUAGGUAUACACAGCACAGACAGAAUAAUAGUGUUACACUUGAAUACAUCAAAUGCAGUCAAGCGAAAAGCACAAUAAACGGCGAAUCAUCAAUCACAAUUUCUAACAAUAUGGUCGCUAAAUAAAUAACUAUGAAACAAAACAAAGCGCAAAAUAAACACAGUCACAGAUUGGAAAGAAUUUGAAUAUAUCAUAACAAUAUGAGGCGCUUGUCCAAAUUUUAAAAGUAUCGAUACUUACUUGCCAAAAAGUACUCAAUAAGUAAAAGUAUCGAAUACAAAGUAUCGAGUACAAAAGUAUCGGUAUCGAAAGGAAAAGUACUCGAUACCACAAAGUAUCGAUACUUUUUUCGUGUCCCUAGACACAACAAAGAUACGAAACGUAAACGUAACUGAUACGAGAGGUCGGUGGGUCAAUAAAAAUGUAUUUUUACAAUAGAAUUUAGUUGCUCGUCAUGGUUUUUGCUCUUAGCGUUUUCAAGUUAUAAAAAUAUGGCUUUAACUAAUUGCAUGUUACCAAAUUGAAACACAGAGCAAAUUCCAUGUCAAACGCAAAACAAAAAGACAACAAAUGUACAAUAAUGCAUGUUUCAAACGGCUGUGGUAGUUAGUCUAGUCAUGACUUAGUUACACUCUUCCUUGUUCAAAUUAAUAAAGCUAUGCUGAAAUUGCCCAACAGUUUUUGCAGAUAUUUGAAGGUCGCAUGUGAGAGUGUGAGUUAUAUUCCACAUGCGAGGCAGCUCACAUAUUUAACUUGCAUAGGAGAGCCAUGCUGCUCGGAGUUCAAUCAGCGCAUACCAAAAGUUGUGUCAUUCUUACUUGGUGCUCAACAAAAGAGGUUGUAUGCAAGUGGGAAAAAAAAACAUAAGCUAAAACAAGCAUUUUUAAAUUCCAAUGAAGCAAACAAAAGCAAUCAAAUGAGUGAAUCACUGAAGCCCACUUUAAACCAUGAGACUUAUGGAGGAGAUCAAUUUGAUGUUUCAACAAACAGUGAUAAUUUCAAUAAAUGGCAAUCUCAGUUUGACGAGUCUAAAAGUCAGUCCGAGCUAGACACCUCAGGAAAUGAAACAAGGACCGUGCCUCCUGAUUUCCGGGUCUGGGAAUCAGCUGGAAAAAAGGGAACUGGAUGUGAUGCUGCUAAUGGAUUUAGGUUCAAAGUGUUAUCAUAUAAUGUAUUAGCUCAAUAUUUGCUUGAGUGUCACCCAUACUUAUAUAGGGAAUGUUCCCCUAGAAAUCUUAAAUGGAAAGUUAGAGCUGCUCGUCUCUUUGAUGAAAUUACCAAUCUGUCUCCGGAUAUUCUAUGCCUUCAAGAAGUCCAAGCUACUCAUUUGAACAGCUUCUACUCAAAAUUUGAAUCAUUAGGAUAUUCUGGUAUAUUCAAACAGAAAACUGGGCACAGGCACGAUGGGUGCGCGAUUUAUUUCAAAGACUCGCUGUUCGAGAUGAAAGAACAUAUGAGUGUGGAGUUCUACCAGCCGGAGCUGCCGAUCUUGAACCGCGACAACAUCGGUGUGAUGGUGAAGCUGGUGCCGCGCGCCCUGCCCGCCUGCCCCGUGGUCGUGGCUACCACGCAUCUCCUGUACAACCCCAAGAGAACGGAUGUCAGACUCGCGCAGAUACAAGUGUUCUUGGCUGAGAUAGACCGGUUCGCGUAUUACUCCAGUGGGAGUCAAUUGGGACAUCUACCAAUCAUUCUUACGGGGGACCUAAAUUCGACGCCUGACAGUGCAGUUAUAAAGCUUCUUGACAGAGGAUAUGUAAGUGCAAGCCCCUUCCGGGAUAGUUCCGAUUGGAAGCGGAUAGGGGUGACGGACAACUGUCAGCAUUUGUCGGUGUACCUCGACCGGCAGGUCGGGAAGACCACAGACAACAGCACGAUAAAGAUAUUCCACUCUGAGUACUUCGGCACGUGUACCGAGAAAUCUUGCGGCGACUCUGAACCACCGCCGCCCGGGUGCGAAUACAACGAGUUGUUCAACAGUGGGAAUGUGGGCCAUUCGCUGCGACUCACCAGCGUGUACGAGAAGACAAAGCCCGGUGGCGGCUCCGAAGCCUCCACCUACCAGGACUACUGGGUCACCGUUGACUACAUAUACUUCAGCUCUUGCAGCAACUUGAAACUGGUGGAACGUCUCCGUCUACCCACGGCCGAAGAGUGCGAAGUCCUGGGAACUCUGCCCAACGACGUGUACGGCUCUGACCAUCUCGCGCUCGCCGCCACAUUCGAGCUAAGACCGGUAAAAGCGUCCUUGUAAUCACUGCCGCAAGGUCCAUUUCUCUGUAAAACGUCUCGCUAACUAUACAGCCCUACUCAGCACGAGCCAACAACGAUUUCGUUACGUUUGCGUGUGCUAAAUGUCAUUGACGAAUUUUGUAUUUUUGUUUUUUAUUUAUUUAUUUUCAAAAAAAAAAGUUACAAAUUUUAUGCUUAUUCUGCCAAACUGCAACACAGUUUGUCGGCAGCAGUUCCCUUACAACUUAAAAAAUAAAAUAACCUAUAAAUAUAUAUAUUUAUUUUCUUACACUAAGCUAAUAGUUAUUAUACUGUAACUAGCAAACCAGUGAACCAAAUGUUCACCAAAACCUGAUUUCUCGAAAACCGGAAGUGCUACGUUACUCAAAUCCGGUUUGUAGUCUUAUCAGACUAUUCUUAACUUAUAACUUAAAUAUUCUCUUUAUCUAUCUCUUACGGUUUGGCCGCUGAAACAGCACCACAGACAGACGGACGGACUUGUCUAAUAGAUAAGAGAUAAGCUAUUGUAAACGGAAACGAGGUGGGUAUCCAGCCCACCUCGCCUCCGUUCACAACAUCACAAGGAUCAUGGACAGAGAGACUUAUAGUGUUUUUUUGCCUACACUCUAAA